GUACCUGUAGAUUUUCUCCCUCGUUUGUUUUUGGUAGAUGCGCCAUCUGUAUGUGGUAGUAGAUGGUUUGAGAACAAUGGAGGAUCAAGAUCUAAAGCCCAAUAGGUUGACUUGUACUAUACAGUUGUUGGAAUACUUUGUAGAAGAAUAUUUUGAUCAAAAUCCUAUCAGUCAGAUUGGAAUAAUUGUAACUAAGAGUAAAAGAGCUGAAAAACUGACUGAACUCUCAGGAAAUCCCAGGAAACACAUAACGUCUUUGAAGAAAGCUGUAGAUAUGACCUGUCAUGGAGAACCAUCUCUCUAUAAUUCCUUAAGCAUGGCUAUGCAAACCCUGAAACACAUGCCUGGACAUACAAGUAGAGAAGUACUAAUCAUCUUUAGUAGCCUUACAACCUGUGAUCCGUCUAAUAUUUAUGAUCUCAUCAAGACCCUGAAGGCAGCUAAAAUUAGAGUGUCUGUUAUUGGAUUGUCUGCAGAGGUUCGAGUUUGCACUGUACUUGCUCGUGAAACUGGUGGCACAUACCAUGUUAUUUUAGAUGAAGUCCAUUACAAAGAGCUGCUGACCCAUCAUGUUAGCCCUCCCCCUGCCAGCUCCAGCUCCGAGUGCUCACUCAUUCGUAUGGGUUUCCCUCAGCACACCAUUGCUUCUUUGUCUGAUCAGGAUGCAAAACCAUCCUUUAGCAUGGCGCAUUUGGAUAAUAGCACUGAGCCAGGACUUACACUGGGAGGCUAUUUCUGCCCACAGUGUCGAGCAAAGUACUCUGAGCUUCCUGUGGAGUGUAAAAUAUGUGGUCUUACUUUGGUGUCUGCUCCUCACUUGGCACGAUCUUACCAUCAUUUAUUUCCUUUGGAUGCUUUUCAAGAAGUUUCCCUGGAAGAUUAUAAAGGAGAAAGAUUUUGUUAUGGAUGUCAGGGGGAGUUGAAAGACCAACAUGUCUACGUUUGCACAGUGUGCCGGAAUGUUUUCUGUGUGGACUGUGAUGUUUUUGUUCAUGACUCUCUCCACUGUUGUCCUGGCUGUAUUCAUAAGAUCCCAAUUCCUGCAGGUAUUUGAUUGCAAUAUAUAGGACACACACUGAGUGUGUUAAGAAAUUUUGUAACUGUAAAUAAAAUGAUUUUUUUUGAAUAAACCAAUUCUCUAAUUAAAACAUGAAAA
Molecule: messenger RNA, 1156 nt
Organism: Peromyscus maniculatus bairdii (prairie deer mouse)
Lineage: Eukaryota; Metazoa; Chordata; Mammalia; Rodentia; Cricetidae
Source: RefSeq, a predicted model, not a curated record